CAAGGCACACAGGUAACAUUAAGCUUGACAUGGAUAUUGUGAACGGAGAAAAACGCAAGAAGACAUUUACUGUAGUUAAGGAGRUGAAUUACUUGAUCGAUGUCAUUGAUGGCAUAAGCUCGUAUAUCCAUUGUCUGCGUCUCAUCGCCUGGCUUUUUCGGUUCAGUGAUAAAUGCAGACGAAAGUCUACGACAACCGCCAUUUYGCCAUCUCCUGACGAAUUACGACGUGCAUCAUACUGCAUUAUCUUCAAUAUUCAGCAACAACAUUUUUCAAACGAUAUUCAAUUGCUUCGAAAAAACCAAGCUCUUAAAGUCGGUGGACGUCUAGAUUAUGCAGWUUUACCCAACUCGCAGAAACAUCCGAUUCUGCUACCCAGCGAUUCCCAAUUUGUACUGAAGUACGUUCGACACCUACAUUUGCGAAAUUUUCAUGCAGGCCCAAAGGCAUUGGUAGCCUCCAUCAAAUUAGAAUUUUGGAUCGUCAACGCUAGAGAUGUUGCUCGUCGUAYCGUUCGUUYYUGUGUGCAUUGUGUUCGCUACAUACCAGUGCUGUUAAAGGCACCUCACUUCGGCGGCCUCUGGGAAGCUGCCGUGAAGAGCGCGAAAGGGUUGCUAAAUCGCACAUUGGCAAACACUAAAUUGACAUUCGAGGAGUUAAACACCGUUGCUGUAGAAGUAGAAGCCAUUCUUAAUUCACGUCCGCUAUGUUCAAUGUMAUCAGAUCCUAACGACUUUGGUGCACUGACAGCUGGUCAUUUUUURGUCGGUGAUUCUUUGCGUGGCUUACCUGAGCGCUCACUAGAGCUGAAGACCGUUUCACACCUUGAUCGCUACAACCCAAUCACUGCCAUCAAGCAAAGUUUUUGGCGUCGCUGGCCUGUGGAGUAA
This is a messenger RNA of Bactrocera latifrons, 890 nucleotides long. RefSeq lists its product as uncharacterized. The coding region runs from base 30 to 890 and encodes 286 amino acids. The record is from RefSeq and is a predicted model, not a curated record. The transcript is spliced from 3 exons. Lineage: Eukaryota; Metazoa; Arthropoda; Insecta; Diptera; Tephritidae.